UGGGCUUUGGUGUGUGUGUGUGUGUGAUUGUCACUUUGAGAGAAAGUUUUUGUGUGUCGCCACAACCUACAAGCAGGAAGUUGAGAGCAGAUAAGAGAGAUACUCAGACGCAGAUGUUCAUUCAGCUUUCAGCUGGGACGCCGCGAACACUGGGAGCUUCACUGAAAACACUUUCUCUGAAUCUCUAACACUUUACAUCGAGAAAAUGUGCGACUUCGAUCUGUCUCAAGCUCUGGACGACUCAACCGACUGCGAUGCGACAGGAUGCGAGUCUCCCUGCUUUAACAUGAAGGAAAUUAAGGAUGGCAUUUUUAAACUCGACAUGGGACUGGACCUGGUGGUUUCCCAUAACCCGAAAACGCUGCAGUCAGUGGCGUUAGUGCUGCUCGCGGCGAGCAGGAUGAAAAAGUCCCUGAGCUGCCCCCACAGAGAGCUCAGAGACGACGAGCUCUGCAGCGCCAUCAUGAGCAGUCUGGUGAUCGAAACAAUCAUCGAGAAAACGGAGAGCUCGACCAGCAGCGCAGAGAAACGAGUUUACCAGCGAGUCAACAGCGGGAAGCAGUACACGCUGUGUGAUGUCUUUCAGAAACACGUCGUGCAAACGUCCGGACAGCUGCAGCUGCAGGCCGUCACGCUCAGAGGAGGGAACUGCGAACGCAAAGUGAAUUUCAAACUGGCGAGGUACAGCUCUCCUACCGUCUCCGCUGACGAAGGUCAGACUGUCCUCCUCUCCCUCUCUGACAAACUGCACAUCUGCUGCUCCAUGAAGGACGACAGAGCCGUGCUGCUCCUGGAGGAACGCAACAAGGAAGGUUUGAAAAGCAUCAGGGAGGACGAAGACAUGGCCCGUUUCCUCUUUUACAGGAGGGCAAAGGGAGUCUCUGAGAGCACCUUCGAGUCUGUGAGAUACCGCGGCUGGUUCAUCAGCACCGGAGACGCCGAGAACCAGCCGGUGGAGAUGUGCCAGGUGGACGCCUACAGAUACAUGACGUUCAGGAUGAACUGAAGGUGUCCAGAUUCAUGCUGAGGAUUUGAGUUUUUCAUUUGUUCUGCUGCACCACUAGAGGGAGCCGUUAUGUUGCAGUGAAAACUGUGAAACUGAUGAGAUGAACAAAAAUCCGCUAAAAAUACUUUAUAUUAUUUUUAUACUCACUGACAAAAUGAUCUGUGGAAGCUGAGCCCUAACAUUUUUGUUGGGAAAGUUGUAACAGGAUAUUCCUCAAAAGUAUUGAUUGUUUUUUAUAUUAAAUUCAAUUUAUUUCUCUAUUGUUUGUUACAAU
Molecule: messenger RNA, 1280 nt
Organism: Plectropomus leopardus (leopard coralgrouper)
Lineage: Eukaryota; Metazoa; Chordata; Actinopteri; Perciformes; Serranidae
Gene: il1b
Product: interleukin 1, beta
Biological process (GO): positive regulation of gene expression; cellular response to lipopolysaccharide; macrophage chemotaxis
Molecular function (GO): cytokine activity
Source: RefSeq, a predicted model, not a curated record